This is a messenger RNA of Haemorhous mexicanus (house finch), 5352 nucleotides long. It is a transcript of the gene CLMP, whose product is annotated as CXADR like membrane protein. The transcript has 7 exons. The coding region runs from base 485 to 1597 and encodes 370 amino acids. Gene Ontology annotation, cellular component: membrane; cell surface; cytoplasmic microtubule. NCBI's taxonomy places the organism in Eukaryota, Metazoa, Chordata, Aves, Passeriformes, Fringillidae. The record is from RefSeq and is a predicted model, not a curated record.
UUUCUCUGUUAAAUAUCUGUAUUCUUGCUAGAAAUCAGCUCUACCUCACCCACAUGACUGCUGUUCACUAUUAAUCUCAGCUGAUGGCAGGGAGGGGCUCUAGUGGGAGGCAGCCAUGUGGUGAACAUUGAGCUCAGUGUUUUCCCCCUGCUUCUCUCCUCUCCAGACAGGCAAAAUUGUUCUGUGCUGCCGUAGAUGUGAAGUCCUCUCCGUGCUGCUUCUCCCCCAGAAACUCCCGGGGCCUUGAAUUUGCAGCCCCAAAAAAUAUAAAGAAAUCCAUCGGGCUGGAUCUGGGUGGAAGACGGAGCAGGGGAUGAAUAGCAGGAGGGAAGAAAGAGUGAAGUUGGUGAUUUUUCUGGCACAUGGAUGCAAUUACACCCAGUGCAUUCCAGAGGCACUCCUUUGAACCCCGAGCAGGUCUGCCUGCUGUCCUUGGGAGAGAGGAAGAGAAAGGGAGGACGAGUCCCUCUUGCUGGGAGACGGAAUGUCUGCAUUUUCAAUCCUCUUCUUAGCUUCCUGCUCUGUUUGGCUCUGCGAGGCUCAGACUGAGUUCAAGAGGGUGGCAGAAGAAAACGUGACCCUGCCCUGCCACCACCGCCUGGGGCUGCUGGAGCAGGGCAGCCUGGACAUCGAGUGGCUGCUGCACAUCUCUGAGACCGUGCAGAAAGCGGUGAUCACCUACUCUGGGGGCCGUGUUUAUGAUGACCUGAACGAGGAGCAGAAGGGCCGUGUCUCCUUCACCUCCAACUUCCUCGCUGGAGAUGCAUCCCUGCAAAUCAUCUCCCUGCAGUCCAGCGAUGCAGGGAAAUACAUCUGCAAGGUCAAGAACGCCGGCCAGUACGAGUGGGCUCGCAUCACCCUCAAGGUCGUGGAGAAACCCUCCAAGCCCAAGUGCUGGCUGGAGGGGGAGAUGCUGGAGGGGAAGGAGCUGUCCCUGCAGUGCCGCUCCGCCUCGGGCACUGCCCCCAUCUCCUACCGCUGGCAGCGCCUCAGCGAGCAGGACGAGAGAGCCGAGCACCUCCCGCCCAACUCCAGAGUCAACAUCUCGAACCCCGGGCAGGUGCUGCUGAAGAACCUGACGCAGGUGAGCACGGGGCUCUACCGGUGCGUGGCCACCAACGAGGCGGGGCAGGAGAGCUGCGUGCUGCGGGUGACAGUGCAGCAUGCCCAAAACAUCAGCAUGAUCGCCGGGGCAGUGUGUGGAGUGGUGGUGGGGCUCUCCCUCCUCCUCCUGGUGGUGAGGCUGACCAUAAGGAGGAAAGAAAAGAAGAGAUACGAGGAAGAGGAGGCUCCCAACGAAAUCAGGGAAGAUGCCGAGGCACCCAAGGCGCAUCUCGUCAAACCCAGCUCCUCCUCCUCGGGCUCCCGCAGCUCCCGCUCGGGUUCCUCCUCCACCAGAUCCACCGCCAACAGUGCCUCCCGCAGCCAGCGGACUUUGUCCACCGAAGCCACUCCCCACCUGACCCCUCCCCAGUACAGCCAGCGGCAGCUGGACAGGAAGGAAGAACCCAAAAAAGUCGAUUACAACCAGCUGGCGAAGGUGGCAGUGCCAGCCGUGAUGGUGCCCGCGCAGAGCCGCGCCUUCCAGACCGUCUGAGCAUCCCCGGAGCGGCCCCUGCCCCGCAGCGCCACUCGUCACAGCACCGGGGAAACGCCAAAAAUUGUCACAGCACCGGGGAAAUGCCAAAAAUUGUCACAGCACCGGGGAAAUGCCAAAAAUUGUCACAGCACCGGCCACUCAGCAGCGCUAGGCUAGCUAGAUCUCCUCCUGGUCAGCUUCACCGAAAUCACUCGGGAUUAUUCUCACCUCCCCCCCGCUCCUUUCUGAACUCACUGAGCUUCAGACCCUUCUGAUUCUCAUACAGAUUUAAGAAAGAUUUAUUGGAGGGGAAAAGGAGCUUCUUUGCAAAUUAUCUUUUUUUUUUUUCCCUGGUUCUUUCCCUUUGAAGAUGGACCACUGAGCAUUAAAACCCCACGGCAGCAAAGCUGUGCUGUCGAGUGAAACUGUGUGAGUGAAAAGAAGCCAAACCUCAGGAUUUUUUAAAAAGGGAUCAACAGAGACUUAAAGAUGCAUAAUAUUCCAGAGAGGUUCUGUGGGGAGGGAGAAGUCUCCCAGGCUGGUUUAGGAGAAGUUUCUCGAAGAUGUGUUGUCUUAAGUGAAGAUUUUGAGGCUGAGGGUGUCCAGCCUCAAAGGGAACUGACGGGUGCUUCACAUUUCCUGCAUUCAGUGAAAUACUGGAGGCUGUAACUAAAGUGGAAAUUAAAGGAUCACUCCCAAAGGACAAGAAAUGCAGCAUUGAGGUGUCUGAACUAAACUCUACUGAAGAGAAAGGACUUUUUCUGACAAGAAAACAGAGGUGCUUUAAUUGCCAGAAUAAACUUCGGGCCUGGAGCCUGACUCUGCUCCCACGGGCACACUGCGGGGCCAGGGGAGCCCCACGGGAGGGGUGCCCGUGGCCACUGAGCCUUAGAGAGAGGAGAACUGGGCCCAGAACCCAGCAGGGAGGCACUGCCCGGAUGGGGAGGGCCACCAAGGUACCAAAAACCUGGCUGGAGCACUGGGAAGAGCUCUCAGUCACUGCCAGCUGGAGAACUGAGCAGGUCUGGGGGGAGCUGUGCUGGGGGAGCUGUGCUGGAGAAGCCUUCUGGAAAGUUCUUCCCCAGACUGAGCGACCCCAGGGAAGGCCUGAAGGGAUCCCUGGCAGAGGAAAACACACCUGGGACAGGUAAACAAGCACAAAACGCUGCUCCCACCCUGGGCCAUGUGCCAGGGCUGAGGCUCAAACCUUUAGCAAGACUCUGAAAAAAAAUUGCAAGAAUUGUAAAAAAUAUUUUUUGUGAGCAACCAGGUUAAGCAUUUCCACGGAAUAUGAAGUUAGGGGAGGAUGGGAGGUAGGGACAGAUGCAGAAUUCUGUCACGGAAUUUUCCUCUGAAGGACUUGGCUCUGACCACUGCUACACACAAGACACUGAGCUUGUAGGUUCCAGACUCCUGUACCCCUAGACUGGUGAUUUUCUGGUUCAAAAAUGAGAGUGUUGGGGGUUUUUCCCCACUGGAGGGAGGGAAAGGGUUUCUCCAAUUUGUGGAAAGAGCCUACAGAAGAUGGAUGAGCACAGAAGAACCACAGAUCUAGAAUUCUUUCACUCCAGGAUUGUCAUUAAUCUCCUUUUCUGACUGAAACCCAGAAUUUAUCAUUUCUAUACUUGAGAUCUUUGACAACCUGAUCAAAGCCAAGCCCUGACUGGGCUACUUCCAGAUGAGAAAGAUUUUCCAAACUUGCCCUAGACUAUGUGAGAACUUCCCUUCCUAGGAGCAGUCACUCACAAUUCCACUUUCUCUACCCCAGACUUAACCCUUGGCAGGACAAACUCCUGACGCUGUGCAGGGAAAACAAUCCCAGUUUUAAGGAGGGAGACCUGCUGUGAGGUGUUUGACAAGCUGCUCCUCCCCGGGCAGCUGCUGGGGGUGGAUUCUCUGCCACUCCACCCUGGAUGCUGCAGGAUCCACCCUGGAUCAGCUGAGGGGAAGCAGCAGCUCUGGGGGUCUGGGAUCCCUCUGCAGCUGGUUUGACCCUGAGCCCUGAAGGUUCAGGUGCUCCAAAGCACUCCUGAGCCACUCCAGAGCAGGGGAAACUCCAAAAGCAGGCACAGGAUGGUGGAAGCAGCCUCUGGGUGCUCCCUAUGCUGCACCUGAGGGAUGGUUUCUCCUCCAGCCAGGAUUUAUGAGCUCUCAGAGAACUUAUCACACCUGAGAGAGCCCCUACAGCUACCCCAAAUGGCAUCACAUCAGCAGGACGGCUUCUGAGGUAGGGAUGGAAACAGAAAAAGUUUAAUCAAAGACAAAAUAACAAAGCUGUUACAGAGAAAAACCGAGCCAAGGGCAAGAGGUGGGCAAAACACCCCACAAAAGGGAUGAUUUCCUUUGUUCUCCUCUUUUUCCAGGGAAUUACCUAGGCCAGACCUCUCAGCCUCUGCCCACUCAGACAGCCCCAGGUCUGAGGUGAAGUCCCAAAGCUCCUGUGAGGUCUUUGUACCAAAUUGGGAGGGGAACUUCUGGGCUUUUUGCCCUUUUAAGCAGAGAAUAAUUCAGUCACUCUGUCAACAGAGGGAACGUUCCUCCACCUGAGGAUCCUCACCCUGAGCACAGAGACCCAGGAGGGCUUCCCUGGCUGCUUCCCUGGCUGCUCUCCUGCUUCCCUGGCUGCUUCCCUGGCUGCUUUCCUGCUUCCCUGGCUGCUUUCCUGCUUCCCUGGCUGCUUCCCUGGCUGCUUCCCUGGCUGCUUCCCUGGCUGCUUCCCUGGCUGCUUUCCUGCUUCCCUGGCUGCUCUCCUGAGCCUCAGGAGCUCCUCACCACAAACCCAGCCUGACAGCCCCAGCAGCUGAGCUGGCCACAGCCUGGGAGCCAGAGGGGCAGCUCUGAUCCCAGCCCAGGCUGGUAAUUAGCAGAGAGGAGCCUCUGCAGCCUGCAGGGAGGAGAAUUUGCCCUGGCAGGAUUUCCUGGAGCCCUUGGGCAGCCCUGGCAACCUCAGCUCGUGCUGGGAGCUCUGCUGGCAGGGGCUGAGAGCUCUGGGGGCUUGGGGAGGGGCAGGGGCUGGAUCCUGCUCUGGGGGAUCCAUCCUGGCUGCUCCAAGCCCUGUUGGCUCUGAAUUCCCAGGCCCUGAGAUGGAUGAGAGUCUUUAAAUUGCUUUUUCAAAUAAUUUUCCUUCACUGUUUGAAUCCCUUCUAAACGAGGGCUAGCAACCCUCCUUGGGAUGCUCAGGCUAUUUCUGUUCUUUUUAGAGGAGAAAAUAUUUUGUGUGAAAGGUUAACACAAAAUGCCCUUAAAUCUACUCUUGCCCCCAGAACUACUAUUCCUUUACUAUUUGCUUUGCUUUUUAACUGUCCCACGGGGUUUGGAGGGAUGCAGGAGCUGCCCAGGUGUCUGCUUCAGCCCAUCAGUGACUCCCAGGGAAGGGAAAAGUUCUUCACCAAAGGGAGCAGGAGAAAGGGAUCAUUCCAAAGGUAUUUAUUGUCCAAGCUCCAGCCCACCAGGAGUUGCACAAGGGAAGCAAAUAAGCCAAACCUUGUUUUGUAAAAUAGUGUAUUAAAGCAUUUACUGUCAUAUACCAGCUAUUAAUUCAUUGUGUGAUUAACUGCCUACCAUGUUAAGUAGCUUUUUGUUUCUCAGCAGCUGAACUAAGCUUCCAUCUCUGCUGCCUGCUAUGAUUGGUGUACUUGUACUGUGUCUGAACAACUCAGAGGAAAGCAAAUAUUUAUUAUUGAUUCCUUUGAAUCAAUGAUUUAAUAAUUUUUUUUUGGUUGGUUGUUUUAUAAAUAAAGGUGCUGCAGCUGAAGUGCUGCAGCUCAACUCAA